Messenger RNA from Spodoptera littoralis (African cotton leafworm), 671 nucleotides. NCBI's taxonomy places the organism in Eukaryota, Metazoa, Arthropoda, Insecta, Lepidoptera, Noctuidae. The record is from the annotation of a GenBank genome assembly.
GUUUGUCUAAAGUUACAUAAACGCAUUUUCAACCGUGUGAUCGCGUUCAAUAAUGUAUUAUCAUGUUUUUGGUGUAUUGGCACUACAAUACUUAUAUUUGAUUACGGUUUUCAUUGGGGAAAAUAGUCUUGGCGAUGUGGAGACACGAAAACAAGCAACCAUUAACUGUACGGCAAAGUGCAAAGGAACAAACUGUCAUGCAAAUUGCUCGGGUGUGAUGGCAUCUGCUGCGGCUGUUGGCUUCAAUGCAUCCUCAAUUGCAGUUGGGGAUUUGUCUACCGUUGAGUGCUAUGGACCAUUCUGCACAUCUGCUUGCGACGGUGUUACAAACGUGUGUAUGUCAAAAUGUGUCGGACGCAGUUGUGAAGCACUUUGUCGAUCUACUUCUUGCGUCACAUUUGGUAUGGGGACCGUUUCAACCUCCAGUUGUUUAGGUCAUGCAUGUUUUGCAAACUGUACUGGUGAAGGUUGCAUAUCGCUGUGCGAAGGGACUGGCUGUGCAGCUGAGUGUCAUGCAAUAAGGUGCCAAGCUCAUUGUGCUGGUGCCGAUUGUGAUUCAAGGUGUUAUGGUGGACUUUGCAAACACAGCACAUCGGGAAAGAAUGACCAAGACUGAAGAAAACCAUGUGAAGUCAAUGAAAGUGAAUUACUGAAAUGAUCUGUAUUUUAUU